Molecule: messenger RNA, 3352 nt
Organism: Pimephales promelas (fathead minnow)
Lineage: Eukaryota; Metazoa; Chordata; Actinopteri; Cypriniformes; Leuciscidae
Source: RefSeq, a predicted model, not a curated record
GAGCAGGAGACGUACAGUACAGGGUUGUUUUGUCUGAUAGUCUGGAUACAGUGAGUGCGUGCGCGAGCUCUAAUGUCAUAAGUAUAUAAAAUGAGUGAGGAUGUGUAUGAGGUCCCUGAGGGGACGGAGUAUCGUUAUCUAGUGCAGGACGAAGAGGAGGAACAGAUAAGGUACGUCCGUCGCCACUACGUCAGUCCAUUCCGGGCAGUGUCACGCAGAUGCAUGUUCCUCAUCGGCUGCGCCGUGGUCGGUCUCCUCUCUCUCGCGGGAUACCUGGCUUAUGUGGCGAAGACUCCUCCUCCAGGGGUGGCAGAGGUGAAGACGGACUGCGGUUGGAUGCGCGGGCGCUGGGAAGGCGGAGCGUACUCUUUCAAGGGCAUCCCGUACGCUGUACCGCCAGUGGGUGAACGUCGUUGGCAACCUCCGGCGGAUCUAGUGGAGGCGGGAAAGUGUUGGCACGGCAUGUACGAUGCUACUCGAUUCCGCAGCAUCUGUGCGCAGGUGCAACCCCUCCGGAAAGAUGGGCAGGUCAUGGGACAGGAGGACUGUCUGCAUCUCAGCGUGUGGACUCCGAGUCUAGAGCCCGCGAAACCCCUGCCCGUCAUGGUGUGGAUCCACGGAGGGUACCUCCACAUGCUGAGCGGCCAGGAGAGAGGCUACUCCCCCACUGAAGAGUUGGCGGCCCGCACGCAGACGGUGUACGUCAGCCUGAAUUACAGGCUCAAUGCUUUCGGGUUCAUGGCCCUGGAGGUGCUCAGAGAAGGCUCUCCCACCAACUCCUCAGGGAAUUAUGGCUUCAUGGACCAGAUCCAAGCACUUCAGUGGGUCCAACGGAAUAUCCAUAACUUCGGUGGGGAUGCAGGGAGAGUUACCAUAUUUGGUCAAAGCUCAGGAGGAACUUCGGUUUGGACUUUGAUGAUGUCCCCACUAGCCAAAGGACUCUUUCAUCGUGCGAUUGACAUGAGCGGCUCGUAUGUGUAUAAUGCUUCCCUGGAGUCAGCGGAAAAAGACAACUUGGAGUUCCAGAGAACUGGCUGCAAGGACGCCAUCUGCCUGAGAGGACUACACAUCGCUCAAGUCCUUCAGGCGAUCCCAUGGCAGAAGUACCCAUCAUGGGCAGCCGAUGACUUGGUCGAUCUUCCAGCCAAAGGUAUAUUUGUUGGUCCAGUUGCUGUGGUUGACGGCCAUGUUCUCAAAGCUCCUCCGUUUGAGACCUGGGAGAAAGGAGGAGCCUAUAAUGAUGUCCCGUUUGUGGUUGGAACAACUGAACAGGAGACUGAUUUUAGUCCUCCGUAUGAAAACAUCUCCACAUGGACAUGGGGGGACUAUCGGUGGAUUGUGACGAACAAACUGAGCCCUUUCGGAAAGAGCCUGAGCGAUCAGGCGUUGAGGCUGUACAAUAGUUCAGCACCGUGUCCGACCUCUGACCGCUGUCCAGAGAGACUAUUCACCACCAUGGUCUCGGACAUGAAGGCCACAUGCCCCAGGAACGACCUGGCUAAGAGAGCUGCAGGCGCUUUAAAGAGCCCAGUGUACCGUUAUCUGGUGACUUACACUCCAUCAAAACAGGCAAACACCUCCGGCUUGCUUCCCUUCCCCAGUCGCUUUGCCUUUCAUCUUCUAGACAUCUUGGGCUUCUUCAGGGGUCUUGAAAUGGUGCUAGGGACCCUGUCACCAGCUGAUAUGAACUUCCAGGAAAUGAUCACCAAGUACUUUGUACAUUUUGCUAAAGAAGGUAGGAUGCCGGACGAGUGGCCGGAGUUCCCCUCAAGCGUCGCCCUGUUGGACAGGAACGUUUCUUUCGUGGUAAACUACUCUCAAGAGAGGUGUGACCUGUGGGAGCAGAACGACUUCUACUCGUACGCCUGGAUCAACUGAGCCUCACCAUCAUCACUGGUUGUAUCGAUCCAUCCACUGCAUUUUCAUCUGACUGUGUGACAUGAGCAAAGCUUUACUGUGUCGACACAUUCACAGAGUAUGGGGUGGAUAUCCAGGAAAGUAGGUGUUUCCAAGCUCGCAGAGAUCUCUUCAAUGUCUCAAUUUCUUUCUCCUAGAGAGCAACGAGAUUAAAUCGAACUCAAAUGGAGACUCGGGUCUUUCUAAUGGGGAAAGAUCUCAGACUGUGAUCAAAAGUUCGAGACCAUGAUAUGAAUUUAAAACUUUCUAAUCCAAAAUUUCCAAGGCUAUUUUAUAGAUGUUUUUUUCUUACUUUAUGUCUACAUGUCGUUUUUUUAUUUUUGUAAAAAAAAAAAUAACCAAACCAUCCAUCCCCUAAGCUGUGAAUUGAAUUUGCGAAUCCGAAGGCUGUUUUAAGCCAUAAAUCCCCAUUAUUCAGGUUUUUUCUUUGUUUGUUUGUUACACUAAUCGGCUCCAUUCAUAUAUUUACGGAGUAUAGCCAGUCUGCUUUCUAACCUGUUAUUCUUUGGUUGUGUGACUAAGUAAAUCCAAAGCUUUGACAUGGAUGAGAAGCCAGGGACACAAUGAGGGCCUAGAAAGGGAUUUAAUGCGGCUCUCUUUUAAUUUAACUGCUAUGCAAAUAAGACUUACGGUUACAUUGAUCUUUGGUUUGUUUGUAGAUGCCCCCGCUAUCGAGGGUGACACUUAUGUGUGUUUUUGUACCUGUGAUCAAAGGGUCUUUUCCCACUCCUGAACAGACUUUGCAAUCAAGGCCUCACACAACCUGGAGCACUACCAAACUAAAUCUGAUCCAGGAACAGUUGUGUUUUAUAACACAGACCCAUUUGCCUUGCAUGGCUGAAUGAAUGGAGAGGUCAUAGGUCACCCUGCCCCUGUACAAACGGAUAAAAGGUGUCCACAUGAAAGCCCUGACCCAUAGACUUUUCUUUAACCCUAUAAAGCCUGAUAUAAAGUAAUAUUCUGAAAAGGGUACACUAUUGUGUUGGUUUUAUGGCUCAUAUGAUACAGGAGAAAAUGAAGCCCAUACUCACCCGUGAAAAAACACCCAAUUUUCUCAAUUCAGAGGCCAAACUGAGCAAAAACAUGCAAUUUGCUGUGAUUGUUGCUGUUUAUAUGAAAUUCUGAUAGCUUAUAAUGUAAAUCAAUGAGAUCUUUGAGAACAGUAAAACAGACUACUUGCAUAUCAGUUCCUCUAUAUUUCCAAAUAAUAAUUUUUAAAUGCUUUUUAAAUAGUUUUUAUGGUGGUGGGCAAAACACAUGAUUGGGAUGUACAAAAAUAACACUCUUCUAGAGAUUGUUGUAUCAUAUUUGGUUCAUUUUAACAUGAUUCUUAAAUGAUUGUGUAUUAUCAAGUUGCUUCAGUCCAGUAAGUGUUCAUCUUGAAAUAUUACUAACAAUAUAAAACAUAUUAUGGUUGCUUUAAAAUCAGUAAACA